Messenger RNA from Yarrowia lipolytica CLIB122, 513 nucleotides. RefSeq lists its product as uncharacterized. Lineage: Eukaryota; Fungi; Ascomycota; Dipodascomycetes; Dipodascales. Gene Ontology annotation, biological process: mRNA cis splicing, via spliceosome. The record is from RefSeq and is a predicted model, not a curated record. Gene Ontology annotation, cellular component: nuclear cap binding complex. Gene Ontology annotation, molecular function: RNA cap binding.
AUGUCUGAACCCGCGGAUCUGUUCACAGCCAAGCCCAUCAACUCGGCUCAGCGACUCGACGGCCCCUCUUCUUAUGUCUUGCGACAAGCGCGAAGAUCUCGACAGGGUGAGGAGGAUCUCGCUGCUCUGGAUGUCACAACCACUCUCUAUGUCGGUAACCUCUCAUUCUUCACAACAGAGGAGCAGAUCCACGAGUUGUUCACCAAAAUUGCAAAGGUGAAGAAGAUCAUCAUGGGUCUCGACCGAUACCAAAAGACUCCUUGUGGAUUCUGCUUCGUGGAAUACUACGAGCACGACGACGCUGUCGCCUGCCUCAAAUACCUGCAUAAGACCAAGCUUGACGAGCGAAUCAUUACCAUUGAUCUGGAUCCUGGCUUCAAGGAGGGACGACAAUUUGGCCGGGGCUCCUCCGGAGGCCAGGUGCGAGAUGAGUUCCGACAGGACUAUGAUUCCGGUCGAGGAGGAUUUGGAAAGCGAUGGGGAGAUGAUGAGCGAGGAGGAGAUGAUUACUGA